This is a messenger RNA of Pichia membranifaciens NRRL Y-2026, 1716 nucleotides long. RefSeq lists its product as hypothetical. The record is from RefSeq and is a predicted model, not a curated record. The coding region runs from base 1 to 1716 and encodes 571 amino acids. The transcript is spliced from 2 exons. Gene Ontology annotation, cellular component: endoplasmic reticulum membrane. NCBI's taxonomy places the organism in Eukaryota, Fungi, Ascomycota, Pichiomycetes, Pichiales, Pichiaceae. Gene Ontology annotation, biological process: GPI anchor biosynthetic process.
AUGAGGUAUUUUGUACUGCUUCUUGGGCUUCUGCUUCAAUUGACGGCUUUCCUCCUCUUUUGUAGAGGGUUCUUCCCCACAAAAGUGUUGUUGACACCAGCCGAAGUGGAACAGUUUUCCACUCCAUACCCAAAUAAUUACCAUGAUCCGGAGCCUCAAUUCAAUAAGGUAGUACUUAUGGUAGUAGAUGCUAUGAGAGCGGAUUUUUUGUUCUCCAACAAUUCCCGUAUGAGUUUUGCACAUAGUUUACUAAAUGAUGGUUAUGGCGUCGGAUUCACAGCUUUUUCAAAUCCACCGACCGUGACUCUACCACGUCUCAAAGGUAUCACCACAGGGUCUACGCCAAAUUUCAUUGAUGCUGUACUGAAUAUUGCCGACGAUGACACGUCAAGCUCCCUCGGUGAUAGUGACUCAUGGAUAAGACAGAUGUUUUUGGAAAAUUGGAAUAUCAACAUGUUUGGAGAUGACACAUGGUUAAAACUUUUCCCGAACUAUUUUGCCAAAUCCGAAGGUACUGCCAGUUUUUACGUUAGUGAUUUUACUAUAGUUGACAACAACGUAACAAGACAUUUGGACUACGAACUAAGCAAAGAAGGAAAAUCUUACUGGGACUGCUUGAUCUUACACUAUCUCGGUCUUGACCACAUUGGUCACAAAGGUGGACCAAACAGCUCUAACAUGCCCCAGAAACAAGAGGAAAUGGACAGUAUUUUAGAGCGUAUUUUCAAAGAGGUUGUUUUGCAAGAUCCGAACUCACUUUUCAUCGUCCUAGGUGAUCAUGGAAUGAAUGAUGUAGGAAACCAUGGAGGAUCCUCCACCGCAGAAACUUCUGCUGCCUUGAUGAUGAUUUCUCAAAAAUUCAAAGGACUAGGCCUAAACAAUGAUAUAAAGGCACCAAUUGCUUUGAACGAUGACUACAAUUACUUUUCGAAGAUAGAUCAGAUUGAUUUAGUACCGACCUUAACUGAACUCAUUGGGCUUAAGGUUCCAAUCAACAACCUUGGCGCUUUUGUUCCUCAAUUUUUGGAGUUAUACUCAAAUGAGGAAAAAAAUAAUAUCUUGCUCAAAAAUGCUCUUCAGCUGAAAGUACUAUUAGAUAAAUCACACGGUGGAGUUCACCCUUUCCCCGAGAUGGAUAACACUGAACUUUUAGAGUUCAUUAAAAAUGCUAAAGAAGAACUAUCUCGAAGCUCUUCUGCUUAUGAUUAUCCUUUCAUUUAUGCUGGUAUUGGUUUAUUUUUAAUAGAAACACUGGCUUCCUAUAUGUUUUUUGCUUUUCAUUUCAAAGACCACUUUCACAUUGCUUUUUCUGAUGUUGUAUUUUUUGUCACCUACUCUGCAAACUUUAUUGCCUCAUCCAUGGUUGAAGAAGAGCAUCAUCUAUGGUGGUUUUUCACUACUGUUUAUACUGCAUUCAUAAUACUGAAAAACCUUAGAGGUGAAAAAAUCAGUUGGUUAGGAAUUUUAGCCAUGUUAGUUGGCCUGAGAUUGCUAAAAGCUUGGAACAAUAGCGGUCAAAAACAUAACAUGAAAGCAAAUAUGAAACUCUCCACAUAUUUGAGCCAACUUCCAGAAAAUAUAGGUCCAAACAUAUAUGCGUCUCUUCUUAUUAUUUCUGUUCUUCCUAUGGGCAUUAUUGUGAAUGUUUUCGGCAAGCCUGAGUCCGAGAUGGUAUUUUGGUUUUAUUUGCAAUUUGAAAGAAGUUCUGCAACUUGA